AUGGUUGGAGACCAGGUAUUCCUGCGAGUGCCGCCCAUGAAGGGAGUGAUGAGAUUUGGGAGGAGGGGUAAGCUUAGCCCCAGGUUCAUUAUCCCUUUUGAGAUCCUGAGGCGGGUAGGAGAGGUAGCUUAUGAGUUUGCUUUAGCCCCAACACUUUCAGGUGUUCACCCUGUAUUCCAUGUUUUUAUGUUGCGGUGGUACAUUCUAAAUGAGUCUCACAUGCUUCAGUGGGAAUCGGUUCAGUUUGAUGAGUCUUUAGCAUUUGAGGAGGAGCCUGUGGCUAUUUUGGACAGGCAGGUUAGGAAGUUAAGGUCUAAGGAGAUCCUGUCGGUGAAGGUCUAG
Molecule: messenger RNA, 342 nt
Organism: Solanum dulcamara
Lineage: Eukaryota; Viridiplantae; Streptophyta; Magnoliopsida; Solanales; Solanaceae
Exons: 1
Coding region: 1-342 (113 amino acids)
Source: RefSeq, a predicted model, not a curated record